AGCCCCCAUUCUCAAUACAAUUAAAUUCCCUUUCCUUCCUCCCUCUAUCCAUCACCUGGCAUUGUUACAGUUUCUCUCUUCCUCUUCCUAUAUCUCCUGCAGUGAGUGCAGCAACCUUCAAGCAUGUCUGCUGCUCCGCGCCGCAAUGGCCAGCCACCACCUCCAUGUGAACCAUGCCGCAAGUCCAAGAUGCGCUGCGACAAUGUCAUCCCCGCCUGCCAGAAUUGCAUCCGUCGAGGCAAGGCCGAGAACUGUGUGUAUCCCGCCCCUCCCGCCACACGCACCUGGUACUCGGAUAAUGCUCCAUCGCCGACCGCGUCUCCGCGCUCGCAGGGCCGCCCGGACUCCUUCACCCAGGGUGGCCGGUCCACCCCCAACGGUGACGAGAAACUAGCCGCCCUGGGUCUCCCCACCACUGCCACGACCGCCCACAGCAACACCAACAACAACAACAAUAACUCGGCCAUGUUCAGUGAGAUGGAAGACCAGUUUCGGGGGUCCAUGUACCUCGAUGCUGCCUCCGCGGGCCGGGCCGAGCCCACCACGCCGGAUCCGAGGCAGGUCCAGAUGGGCGCCCGACUGCUGACCUUGCUGUUCGAGAACCUGCCCCUGUACGAGCGCUUGGCGGAGACCUCGCUGGACGUGUGGCCCGAAGGGUGCAUCCUGGGUCACCGGCUCAUCACGGGGAUGUUCGAGGCCCUGGAAGAUAUCCUGGAGGCCUUGACGUCCGACCCCAGCUACGUCAAGGAUCGCCAUUCGACGAUGCUGCGGUGGACGCAGAAGAUCUUCGACGACAGCGCCAAGCCCCUGACCGUGCAUGCGGCCACGACCCCGGAGGACUACAUCCGCCGGAUCUCCUCCCGGUGGGAGGGCAUUGGGCUGGUGUACUCGAUCGUCGGGCAGGGCGCCAUGCUGGAGCGCGAUUGGCGGUCCAUCCGCGAGCGCGAACGUAACGUCCCCCGUGAUCAGAAGUUGUUGGCGGCCCAGGCGGUCUCGGCGAGUGAUGCCUGUCUGCAGUUCUGUGAUACUUUUGGCGCGGUGGAUGAUUCGCUUGGCUGGUUGCUGUUCCAGCACCUUCAUCUCUUGACCUUGGUUUAUGGUGAAAACGAUCCUCGAGCGUGGAGAAAGCUGGCCGAGCUUGCGACCGUGGCUUUCACCCUCGGUUCCAAUCAAUCAGAGAAGGACACGAGGACCCCCUUCUUCGUGGUCGAGCUUCGCAAACGUCUGGUCGCGGGCGCAUACAGCAUCGACAAACAGCUGGCCACCUCCUUGGGCAGACCUCCCCAGAUCAGCUGGCGCUACUAUGACGUCCAGUUCCCGCUCGACCUGAGCUACGAUGAGAUUCUGGCCGAGCCGAAGAUCCGCGAGACCGCCAUCAGCAAGCUGGACAAGACGGGAUGGAAUACCCAGGGAGUCGUGGGGAAGUCCGCGUGGCUUCGGAUUGCGCUGCUCAUUGGCUCGACGAGGGAGCAGAUUCUGGAACUGUCGCUCAGUCGUCGUAUUGACGAUUUAUCUCGCAAGGUUCAGGAGGUGUCUCAGCAAUCGCACAAAACUUGGAACGAGCUACCCAGCUUCCUUCGCUGGCGGCCUGGCUCUCCCGACCCGAAUGGUUCGAGCAGUGUACUUCUGCCCCUGUAUUUGAACUUUCUCUACAAUGACUUCCUCCUUUACCGGGUUUUGUUGAAGCGGACUCAGAGCGGUGGGGAGGGCUUGAUCGGUGUGUCACAGAACAUACUGAGCACCAUUCUCGAGCUCAUUGGGAAGGAAAUUGGGUCUAGGGCUGGCACCUAUAAUGUCGGAUGGAAUGCAUCGUCAUUUGGUCUCCCUGCAGCCGGGGUCUUAGCUAUCGAGCUCCUCCGUCAGUCCGAAGCCCAGGCUCAGGUCCAAGCCGCCCCGUUCCGCCGAUCGGAGGUUAUCCAGAAACUCACUGUUUUCGCCUCCCAUCUCCAAUAUGUCGUCCGCCCGCACGAUGGCAUGUACGAUGUCUGCCAGCGUGCACGGAAGGUCAUCUCCAACAUUCUGGAUCGGGUCCUGACGGUCAACGCAUCCCCGAUGCCUGCCACCCUGCCCGCCGAUGUUCUGGCAACCAAUUGGCUCAACGGCGAGACUGUCACCCUUGACGACGGCACGGAUUUGUACCGGUGGAUUGAGAAUCUCUACCCGGACACAGCUGGAUCCACGGCCUCCUGGGCUUGAGCCCGACAUAGCCUCAUGAUAUGGAAAUGAUUGAUGAUAUAAGCCGAUGACUGUGGGCAGAUGCAGAUGCAGAUGUGUCUAUCACCCCCAACCUACCAUGUUAUGACCAUAUACCCCCUCUGUGUGACUGAGGACGAGCAAAAAGUGAGCAGGUUUUCUUGUGAUGAGUGGAAGACGAAGUGCACUUUGCUUGUUCCAUAAUGUUGUAUUUCGUGUUGCCACCUGUUCUUUAUUUUCAGUUCUGUCGAAUUCUUUUGCUUCCUGCAAGUUUCGUCUGCGAUGUGAAGGUUGUUAGAAUUGUACUUGGGCAACAAUGGUUAUUAAUGCCAUAUAGCGUUACAUUGCAAUCGGCGGAAUACACGUCAGCGC
This is a messenger RNA of Aspergillus uvarum CBS 121591, 2565 nucleotides long. RefSeq names its product putative C6 transcription factor. NCBI's taxonomy places the organism in Eukaryota, Fungi, Ascomycota, Eurotiomycetes, Eurotiales, Aspergillaceae. The transcript has 4 exons. Gene Ontology annotation, molecular function: DNA-binding transcription factor activity, RNA polymerase II-specific; zinc ion binding; DNA binding. Gene Ontology annotation, cellular component: nucleus. The coding region runs from base 124 to 2196 and encodes 690 amino acids. The record is from RefSeq and is a predicted model, not a curated record. Gene Ontology annotation, biological process: DNA-templated transcription; regulation of DNA-templated transcription.